UCACUUUUAUACGUUGGAAGUAUCAACAAAGAUGAUCUUCAACAAAGUUCACGCAUUACAAGCUGCGUCGAUGGUUUUUACAGCGCAUGUGUGGUACGUGCAAUCGCCCAACGUGUAACGUAACGGACACAAGUGUGCGAGGGGCUCCCGGAAGUGGCUACUCGGUUGCUAUAGCAACUGAAAUACGCUGCUGUAUAACUUGGAGUCGAAACGACCGGAAUUAGCUCACGGUGUUUUCUAAAUGGAGGCCUCCUCACAGAGUAAAGAUGGCAGAGGACUAUGGAACCAGCCCAGAGCCCCACAGUACAGCAAGGAAACCCAGGAUAUGCUGAGAUCAAUGAUGCAGCAAUCAAGAUUUACCAACCUCCAGAGAAAACAAAUCAAUGAAUGUCUUAAGAACGGAGCAGCUUUACCACUGACCGCUGACCCCACAUCAUCAGCUUCCCCCACUAAGCCUAAAACUACUAAAUCUGUCCAAAAAAGUCUGCUCUGCAAGCCUCAGAGACGCACCGCUGAAGCUUGUCGCUCUGGAAACAGCUACGUCAGAGAAAAGUUCCAUCCUGGUCCCUUAAGAGACUUAGAGAAAGAGAAGAUGAGGCUUCAGAAUAUAUUGGCAACGGGAGAAGAGGAGCCAAAAGCUUACCGAAAUGUUCCUGCAUGUCUGAACCCAGAGGUGGCGGAGCAGAAAGACCGGUAUCAGGAAGUACUGGAUGAGAUACAAGAGAGAAGACAGUUUCUGGCAGAUAUGUCUUCUCUGGGUCAGGAAAAGCAGUACCUCAACAUCAUCAACACUCAGAUAUCCCAGAGGAUUCGAGAACUGCAGGUGUUGGACAAGGCCCGCAGUCCCGAGAACAAUGCAAUCACAUCUGAGAGGAAAUGGGAGACAGCAGAGCAGAACACAGAAAAGAUGGAGUUAAAAGAGAUGAGGGAGAGAAGACUCACCGGCACCGACUGAACAUUUAAAAGUUACUUACUGGAAAUCAGGUGGAAAACAACACAACUUCAAAUUCAGAUUUGAGUGUGAUGUAAUGAGUGCAAAAACAGCAAAGAGGUUACAGCUAACUGUGCUACAACUAUACAAGCAGUUAUAUAAAACAAUAUGAAGACAAAACUGUGAUGUCAGGCUGUGAAAGCAUUUGAUUUGCAAGAAACACAAACGGCUUGUAUUAAGUUAUUUUAAUCCACUGUCUUGCAGUGUACAUUUCGUUUCAUAAUCCUGCUUUAGGACAACGUAUAGCUGACAGAAAUGUGGCACUACAGAAGCCCUUGGUUUCAGCUGGACAUUAAGACAGGCACAGAGCAGAAACACAGACAACAGAGAUUACCAUUUAAAAUGGAGGACAGUCGAACUGACCAAACAGGAACAGAAAAAGUAAACAUACUGACAUACGAACAAAUGAUACUUAUCCACAUAUGCAAUUAAAUAAAUGGCACUCGUACAAACAAUAUUAACACUUUAAGGCAAAACAUGGAAACACACAGAAAGGCAUAGUAAAAUAUAAAUUAAUGAUUAUAUAUUCAGGGUUUCCCCGAUGGUUAAAACUGAUAUAAGCUGAUGCUUCGCUGCAGUUGUUAAAAUACUGUAUAUCUGCCCUUUUCUAGUACUCAUUAUUGCAAGUGUGACCUUUAAUAUUGAUAAACCUUCUGACAUCUGCACUUUAACGCGUUUUUCAAUUUUUUCAUCUCCCACUUUGUUUCCAGUCUCUCUCUCUCACACACAUCCACACCCACCCACACACACACAGUUUCUACGGUCAUCCAUAACUUAGACGAUUUACAUUACAAAAAAGACA
Cyclopterus lumpus (lumpfish) is the source of this 1793-nucleotide messenger RNA. It is a transcript of the gene c1h22orf23, whose product is annotated as chromosome 1 C22orf23 homolog. The transcript has 7 exons. The record is from RefSeq and is a predicted model, not a curated record. NCBI's taxonomy places the organism in Eukaryota, Metazoa, Chordata, Actinopteri, Perciformes, Cyclopteridae. Bases 242 to 955 code for a protein of 237 amino acids.